Helianthus annuus (common sunflower) is the source of this 4088-nucleotide messenger RNA. RefSeq lists its product as uncharacterized. NCBI's taxonomy places the organism in Eukaryota, Viridiplantae, Streptophyta, Magnoliopsida, Asterales, Asteraceae. The record is from RefSeq and is a predicted model, not a curated record. The transcript is spliced from 10 exons. The coding region runs from base 1732 to 2847 and encodes 371 amino acids.
AUGCAAUAUAUAUAUGUAUAUGUAUAUAUAUAUAGAGAGAGAAAGUAUAAUGUACUUCACGCCUUAACGUACAUUAACGUACUUCGUGAAAUAUAUAACAUGCGUAAUUAUUUUUUUGACCAAAAUAACGUGCGUGAUUUUGGAUCCCAUGCGUGAUUAGGUGGUCCCAUGCGUGAUUAUGUGGUCCCAUGCGUGAUUAUAUGUUCCAUGCGUGAUUAUACCCCUGAUCCAACGGUUACCAUUGUCUCCUACGUGAAGUAUGUUAACCUUUAUCUCUCUCUCUCUCUAUAUAUAUAUAUAUAUAGAGAGAGAGAGAGAGACAGUUAACAUACAUAAUGACUAAUCGUACAUAAUGUACGCGACAAUAAUGACCGUCAGGUCAGAUCAGGGGAUUAAAAGCGUGAUUAAUUAGAUGAUAAGAAGCGGGUCUAAAGCGUAAUUACUGUAACAAAAGGUUAAAAUCGUAAAUUUACUAUGCCUAUAUACCCGGCUAAAUCUCUCACUCAAAUCAAAAACCGUAAUUAAACCCCAAAAUUGACGGUGAGGUUGAAGGCGAUUACGGGAGAACGACGACGACAGUGAACAACAAACGAGCAUCGAUUUGAAGUGAAGAUGACGAAUACGGCAUUAAGAGCUAAAGGUGCGAGAAGGAGCAAGAAACGAAACGAUCCGGUGCACACGAUACACACUAGCGGCAUAAAUCCAGUGGCGGCUGAUGAUGAUGAUGACUUUGAGCCCCCCAUUCAGCCGAUGAUAACAAACCAACCACGCAAUUUAAACGUAAAGAAAAAGCAAAAAAAAAUUACAUCUCCAAGAUGAUGAUGAUGAUUUUGAAGUACCGAUUAAAGACUUGAUAGGCAAAAGGGCCGAAAAGACAAAAAAGAGGCCAAAGACUUCAACUGACCAAAAUGAUGAUGACUUUGAGCCAGUAAAAAAGAAACCAUCGAAAGAAGACAAGCAGAUGGAACCUAGAAAGGGGAAACAGACGAUUACCGAAGCGGAACCAAUUAGGACGGAACCAAGACCGUACUAUGAAUACCAUCAUGAUGUAAUAAGCCUACGGUGUAGUCCUUCGGGUUUCUUAGAUACAGUAAAACAAUUUACAGAAGCACAGGUAGCAGAUGUGAAAAGCAUAGGAUUUGGUGAUGUGCUUGAUAUAAAAGUUAAUCAUAUAAGCACACGUCUAGGUUAUUGGCUCGUACGAAACUAUGACGAGCAAUACAGCACACUAAGCAUAGGAAAUCAUAAGAUAGAAAUCACCCGAGAUUUAGUACAUGAUGUGUUUGGUAUUCCAAAAGGGCAUGUUAUAGUACGGGAAAAAAAUAAGCCUCGGAAAGGAGCGAUAGUCGCAAAAAAUACUGCUACUCAAGGGGCCGAAACAACAAUUGAUGAGUUCAAAAACCAGUGGCCGGACACCAAACAAAAUCACUCAUACAUUAGUUGCAAAAACAAUGAAAAAACAAACAAAUGGCGGCAGAUUGUUCAAGUUAAAUUUUCUAGCCUACUGGAACACUUUGUUUGUAGAGAUAACAAAGUCAACAACGGUUAAACAAAGUUUUCUACUUGCCAUUGACAAAGAGGAAGACAUUUCAAAGCUGGAUUGGUGCUCCUUUGUUUUAGAAUCUCUCAAACGAACUAGACAAGCUUCUAUACAGCCAUUAUUUCAACUCCAGGCACAAAAUUUUUGAUGAAGUUGUCAAACUGCCCGUCAUAAAGUAUAUAACAUCGGGUAUGAUCGACGACGUGGAAGAAUAUUUAUACAACAAUGGGCCGCUGAAUGUUGAAGAUUGUGAUGAAGUUGACAAAGAUGAAGAAACGCAUGACAAUCGCCAAGAUCAACAACAUGUGACUGCCUCGGACAUCAAUAAGGAUGAUCAUCAAAAUGAAGAGACUCCAACAACGCCAUUCAAAAUCAUCAAUCAACAAACUUCAACGGUAUUCACGGACCUGUUCGCUGACAACAUCCCAUUACACGAGGCAGCUGCAGUACAAGAAAACCUCACCGCAUUCGAUACUUCAGCUCAGCCUAGGACAAAUACGGAUGACUACACAAUACCACCAGUGGAUACCACACAGAUCUACACAAGAAGAAACCUGGCUGGUGAAGAUUCGAUUGACGAAGGUUACAUACCAUCAACUACCGAUUGGUUUGAGGGCUGGAAUCCUAGUGAACAUAUUUCAGAUUUGAACCUAGAAGAAAUGGGCAUAGGGACACAAACGCAAAAAGAGCUUGACUACUGCAACACUCCGCUUCAACUAACCGGGGUGAUCUAUGAUCACGCUGCGUGGGAAGCCUCAAACAAAAAUAAGAAGCUGUUGUUGAAAACAAUGGACAAGAAUAUAAAUAAAUACAUUUCGCUCGUUACGGAAAUGAAUAAUCUCGUUAAGGACGUAAAGGAAAAGUGUUUCUGGAAUCCAGAAAUAAUGAGAAUGUGUAAAAGAUGGGAUGAUGCGGUUAAAAAUACGGUGGCGACGAGAACUGAUCAAGUAAGCUCUGGAGGUGAUGAGGCGAUUCAAAACAAAGUUGGAGAGGGUGGCGAUACAAUUGAAGAGUUAGGAGGGGAUGGAGAUGCAACCGUGGAAGAUGAAAACACAGGAAAAACAAAAAGAUGUCAUGAUGUUGAUAAUAUGACAUAUGACGAUGGGGGUAUUUCAGACUCAUGUCUGGCUGCAUUACAAACCAUCGAACCAGGUGUAUACAAGCAGACGACAGAAGUGACACAAGCAGAUGUGGUACACCAAAUGGACCAAGCUGUAAAUUUAGCAGAGUGCAGCCAGCAAAAAGCACAAAGUGGUAAAGAAAUGCCUCCGACCACAUCCGCUCCGCUGAAGAAACUGAUGAAGUGACGGAUGCAGAAAUGCAGUCGGUAAAGACUCUUUUAAAAUUGGCUCCAAUUCUACAAACACCAAAUGAAAGUGACCGCAACACUACGGUGUCUGCAAAUACAAAGAAAACGGGUGACGAGAUACAUAAACAACUAACAGAUGACGAGAGAAAUACACAACUAGUGAGAACGUGUCUCAAAAUGUUGAGGGAAAAGAACGAAAAACGAAUGGCAGAAUUAGGUGACGCAUACAAAUCACCUUACUGCAACAGGAUAACCAACUUAUACGAGCCACUUCUGGAUCGUGACCAAACGAUCAUCUGUUAUCUCUUAGCUCCGGUAGAAGAUAUUGGGACAUUGAUAUUCAAAUCUGAAAGUGGAGUCGAAACACUAAAAAUCAUUUUUGAAAGCUUUCACCCAUCGCAAUACAUAGCUUCAAGUGGAGUGGACGCGUUUGUGGAUGUGUUAAACUUUGAAGAGAAAAAAAGGGACAAAAAAUCAUCACCCUACAGGCUGUUCUUGCCAAGUACAAUAUUUCAAGACGAAAUGUUUGGGCCAAAAUACACAGACAAUGAUCGAUUGAAAGUAUUUGCACCAAUCGUAGACAAUAUACUGGUGAAGAAAGUUGACACAUUGGAUCUAAUCUGUACUACUAUCUGAUCAUUUCUGGUGCCUAUGCUUUCACUUGAAAAAUGGCGAAAUCGAGUUAAUUGAUAACUCUAGGUUUGACGAACCGUUUAGCAAACGCUACCGUGGGCGCCCCGAAAAGCUGCGAAGAGUUCUAGUACUAUACCUAAAAGGCAAGAUUCGACAAAAAGAGUGGAUAACAAACUUGGAAACAACAAGCAUAAUUCGAAAGGAAAUGGAUUGGAGAACUCUUCAAAACGGUUGCGACUGUGGUGUCUUCACUAUGAGACAUAUGGAGACAUACAAAGGAAAAUCUCCAUGGAAUCCGGGGUUUGAGAACGAAGAUAAAAUGAAGAUUCAAGAUUCUCAACUUUGAAUCUUGCGGUACCGAUAUCUUAGUAAGAUUGUAUUGUCCGACUACAAUCUUAUAAGGAAAGAAGUAUUCGACAAAGCAAAGGAAUUUACGAAGAAAGCAAGCACCGUGGAUAUUUUGCGCGAUCUAGAUAACAAAAUUAAGGACCGAUUGGAUCGUUCUUCAGCCUUAAAAAAGGGGAAACAAAAUGCUAAGUCGUAAAACUACUUUGUUGCAAAAAUCUUAGACAUGUUGGUUUUUUAAUUUUAUUUUUAAUUCUUAAA